AAUCGAAAACACAAAAAUAUUAGUAUUUCAGAGGAUCUCCGCAUCCUCUCUCGCCACCUAAUCCGCCCAUCUCCACCACCCACCGCCGUCGAAUCCCGCCGCCGUCAAAUUCAUCUGAACCAGUGGGAUCUCAACCUUCUCUCUGUCGACUACAUCCAAAAAGGCCUCCUUUUUCCAGCUUUAUCAAUUCCCGACCAAACUCUCCUCAUCCCCCUCCUCCUCUCUUCCUUCUCCCAAACUCUGGAUCUAUUCUACCCCUUCGCCGGUCGCCUCUGCACCGUUCACCACCCCACUUUCUCCAUCCUUCUCGACUGCAACGACGCCGGCGCCGAGUUCAUCCACGCCUCUGCUACCCAUCUCACAGCCUCCGACUUCUCCUCCUCACUCUUCAUUCCAUCCGCCGUUAGAUCCCUCUUCCCGCUCGACGGCUUAGUAAACCACGACGGGCAUUCCUUUCCCUUGCUCGCCGUGCAGGCGAAUAUCCUCGCCGAUGGAUCUAUGUUUCUUGCUUGCUCGCUUAAUCACACUGUGGCCGAUGGCACAUCGUUUUGGCAUUUCUUUAAUACAUGGUCUGCGCUGACGCGGUCGGCUGGAGCCAAUGCUGAUGGUGUAGAUCUGCCGGUGGCUGAGCACUGGUUUCUUCCGUCGACUCCUCCUCCGAUAGCGCUUCCAUUCCGAGACGAGUCUGAGUUUAUUCACCGGCAUCCGCUUCCGCCGACGAGUGAGUGUUUCUUCCACUUCUCAGGCCGGGCGGUGGCGCAGCUCAAGGCUAAAGCGAACCAGGAGAUGGGAGUUACAAGAAUCUCAUCCCUGCAGGCAUUGCUCGCCCACAUGUGGCGCGCGGCCACCCGCGCACGAGGGCUAGAGCCACACGUAGAGACCACCUACGUGCUGAUCGCCGGCCACCGCCACCGCGUUACACCGCCACUUCCUAAAACAUAUAUGGGCAACGCUGCGCUUGGACUUCCAGCUACGGUUUUAGCCUGCGAACUGGCGGCAAACGGUUUGGGUUGGGCGGCUUUACAGCUGAACCAGGUUGUGGCGUCAGCGACCAACGAAAAUGCCAUAAAAUGGCUUGAAGAUUGGGCGAAAAAACCGGUUUUGAUGACUAAGAAGUUUAACGGAACGAAUCUGGUGACGGGGAGUUCGCCGAGGUUUGAUGUGUUUGGGAAUGACUUCGGAUGGGGAUCGCCGGCGGAGGUGAGGAGCGGCAAUGGGAAUAAGGUGGACGGGAAGGUGACGGUUUAUCCAGGAAGGGAGGGGGAAGGGAGUAUGGCUUUGGAGGUUUGCUUGCCGGCGGCGGUGCUCAAUGUUUUGGUUGAGGACCAGGAGUUUAUGGAGGCUGUGGGGUUGGUGGCUGAUUAA
Messenger RNA from Dendrobium catenatum, 1365 nucleotides. RefSeq lists its product as uncharacterized. The annotation marks the transcript as partial. Lineage: Eukaryota; Viridiplantae; Streptophyta; Magnoliopsida; Asparagales; Orchidaceae. The transcript is spliced from 3 exons. The record is from RefSeq and is a predicted model, not a curated record.